GACAACACACACCAAUCAGCCGACUUACGCGCAUGCGCAUUGUCACACAGCUAUCCCCACCCUUUGCCUCCCAUACAGGAAGCUGAAGUGCUAACCAGCUAGCUGUCAACAAAGGGCAGAACUGUACCAAAUAGAUAAAUCCAUGUAGAAGCCGACUCCGAGCUCCUUUCUCUUUACGAUUUGCUUCUCCGCGCGGCCAGUUGAGUCUCUUAAACAUGGCAACCACCGCUCAGCUGUUCGAGGUAAGAGGACUGCUGUGCUAGCUGUCAGGCUACGGAUGCUAACUAUCAAUAAGGAUCGCUUAACGGUGUCGUCCUCCUUCUCCUUCAGCGGAGUAUAGAAAACACCUGAGAGCUCACACACCUCGAUAGAUGUCUUUUUUUGCCUUAAGAGAAAAUUUGCAAGAUAUUUUUACUGGUAUUUAAAGAAACGUCUCUGUUAAUGAUUGUUAGCCUGACAUGCAAUCCAAAGACAUUAAAGCGCUGCAGCAGUAGAGUGAUGUUAUUCAUUUAUCUGUGGGGUAUAUACGGUCAUGUACUGUUGGUUUGCAGAUGUCGUAGCUUUAGAAAAUUACAAAUGUGGGCAUGAAUGAUUAGAUGGCUUCCACUUGCUUGGACUUGGAAACAGGACAAUACAUUUCCGUUUCUUUUUUUCUUGUUAUGGUCUUUGUAUAUAUGGAAAACAGCUGGUUAUUGAUGCAAAAGCCUCUGAAAAGCGCUUUGAAAACUGUUUUUAACUGUCCAUAUGGUUUAUUUGAAGUUUUUAACAUGUGGGUAUAAUCCUGUAGUGAACUAAAAGUCAUUUACCUUUUAGUUUUUCAGUAUAGUUUGACAGUAGAGGCUGAUGUUUUUCCAGAAUUAAGUGAAGUGACAGUCCUCAACCCUUGAUUUCUCCCAUGUCUUCCUCCCCCUCAGGAGCCCUUUGAUGCAGAUGAGUACAUAGAAAGGUUGGCAUGGAGGACUCCUGGAGGAGGCUCCAAAGGAGGAGCAGAGGCUUUUGACCCUAAAAGGUACUGUUGGAGCGUGAGGGUCACAUUGACUUCAUGCAUUAUUCUUCCUUUAAUCAUGAACAAGAAACAAAGUAUAGUUUUAACCUCAACUUACUGUUUCUAAUGUAUCACCUGGUUCCUAAAUUAUUGUUUAAUACAAUCGGGAAUACACCAUCAUUGCACUUUUAUGCAGUCCAUCAUUAAGAACACAGUCAACACAAUUUUCUCUCAGAUGUUUUUACACUAUCAAGCUUGGAUUUCUUGUAUUAACAUCCAGCUAAGUUAAAUCAACACGUUUCCUCUAAAUAUUGUUUCUUCAUAAUGUCAAUUCUUGGAUUAAGAAAAAAUACAGUUUUACAUUCAUGUCUAAUGGCAAUGUGACAAAUCCAACCAGAGCCAAAUCAGCGCAUUUUAAAUGACUUCUCAGUCACAGUCCACAUUGUAAGACAUCUCUACCUAUCAGAUUUUUGAACAAAGUUGAUCAAUUGAUGACAUUAAGAUAUUACUUUUCAAUCAAAUCAAUUCAGUCUUAAGACUUAAAGACAAAUCUUGUUUUCACGUGGUAAAUAUUUCUGAAGAAGAGUGCAUUUUAACCCCAAGUCCAUCAGUAUAACAUGUAUUUUUUUAUUCACUACAGUCUGUAUCAUCUUCCUAAACACUCAGAGCCAAACUGUGCUGCCCUUCCUGCACUUGCUUAAGCGUGUCAUGGCGUCUCUUCUGCCAAUUAAAAUAAAAAUAACUGGAAAUAUCUAUGCUUAAGAUUAUUUUUCAGGGUAUUUCCACUGCAUGUUGUUGUGUUUACUCUCAGGGACUGAGUUAUUUCUCAUAAGCAAAAAUGCCAGUUUAACCAGUUUAACUAUCCCGUGGAUCCACCCUGCCUUAUCUACUUCCUCCACAAAACUGUUGCCGCCACCUCCUCUGAAGCUCUUAGCAAGGAGUCAGAGACAACAUAUCUGUGGAGGCCACCAUACUGUGAGUCACCAGCCAGGGAAUGAGUGUCUAUUGGAAAAAAGGAUGGGAGAUGUCUUUAAGCUGUAGCCAGUGCCGAGGGAAUUAGUCAAGAGAUUAUACACUCAUCAUUUUGGGAUGUUUCCUGCUCCGUGAAAUGUGGUGCUGACUUAGAACAUUUGCUCUGCAGUCCUGAUGGCACUUAAAAUGCAGCUGACGAAGUUGCUAGUUUUCAGAGCUUCUUAAGUCUGGGGACCCAGGAAUUAAUCAUCAGGGACUAUUCUGUAACUAACUAUAUCUAUAGCCGUGAGGUCAGUGGGACAGAUUAAACCUUGUGGUUUUUUGUACUGAUCUACUGAUUAGACGACUGAUAAACUCUGGAUUUAUACAUUCCUUCUUUCCUCUGUGACAGGUUGUUGGAGGAGUUUGAAAACCACAUAGAAGAGCUGAAGCAGCUGGAUGAGAAGAUCCAGCGGCGGGUGGAGAAGCUUGAGCAUCAGUGUCAUCGUGAGGCCAAGGAGUUUGCCCACAAAGUUCAAGACUUGCAGAGAAGCAACCAGGUAUGCUCAAUGAUGAGAAUGCUGAUUGACUCCCUCUGAAUUUUGUAUUCAAUACAUGACAGAAUGACUUAUCUGUUCUCUGUGUUUCCUCUGUUUUUCCUUCAUCCAGGUGGCCUUUCAGCAUUUCCAGGAGCUCGAUGAGCACAUCAGUUAUGUGGCAACCAAGGUUUGUCACCUUGGAGACCAGCUAGAGGGGGUGAACACACCUCGGCAGAGGGCUGUGGAAGCUCAGCGUCUGAUGACCUACUUCAACGAGUUCCUGGAUGGAGACCUGCGAAGUGACGUCUUCAAUAACCCAGACAAGGUAAGUAUGCUGUGUGUGUUUCCACCAUUUACAUCAGUGGAGGUGUGUGUGUAUGUGUGUGUGUGUGACCAUUACUUAGGACUCCCUGCUGUGAUACAGCUGGAGGUGAGAAGGAACAGGAUUAUGAGGUAAACCGUCCAUAUUGAUUUGUCAAGUUUAUCCCUUUAGUUGGAUCCCUCGGCUAAUUUGGAUUAAUCAACUGUCAUUUGCCGUGUGACAAUAGCCCACUGAUUGACUAGCAUGGGUGUCAACAUGCUCAUGUCAACCCUAAUUGCAUUUACAGGAGGUUGUCUAGGAGCAGGAUUUUGGUAGGUCCUCAGCUUUGUGUCGCAUUACAGCAGCAAAGAGCCUGUGGCAUUAUGUAAGGGCGGUGAUAACAUGCAUGCAGGAAGAUGAGGUGCACUCUCAAACUUAGUUCCAGCCCACAAAGAUACCACACUGAUGUUGGGAGAGUAACCCCAGAAAGUUUGAUUUUGCAGUUUUCCAAGUGGCAGCAUGAAGAUUGGGAUGCUUUAGAUUAUUUCUUAUUAGUAGCAACAUCAUUAGUGGAUGCAGAAGAGUGAGUCUGAGGGUCAAUCCCAAAGACGAGAGUCUGAGAUGGAGCUGGUUUUUCCGGAGAGGCAUGCAGAAAUAUCUGGCCAGAUUCCUUUUUUCCUGAGCAUACCUCGAGACGAAGGGGAAAGAGGAAAGCUGCAAGUGAAUAGCUGAAGGGGGAUGGCUUUGCUAAUCCUUCUGAAAGGGAGGGCUGGGCCGCCAGCGUGGAGACAAGUGCUGCUAAACCCUGACUGCAGGGAGACGGCUACAUUACUUACAUGGGAUUUAGCUAAUCUUAGCUGGGGGACAGAUACUUAGAAAACCUUCGCCGAGCAGAAAGGCUGGAUCCUCCUCACGGGAGCAGAGUAAUGAUGUUAGCUGAGGCAGGCAUCUGCGGGAACAGAGGAGUUGCGGACGGCGGGCCUUUCGUAGGUCCAGGGUUUUUUUCAGUCAGUGUGUAUGUCAGGAGGGGGCGGGGGGGAGGGGGGUUCUCAACAGGGCCCCCUUUUUUUGAGGCAGAUAUCCCUGGCCGGACAGAUUAUUGAAGGCGAUUUAGACUCCUGUGGGAUUACAGCCCAUUCAGAAAAGGCAUGCCAAUAAAGAGUUGGAUGUGCUGCUAAGUCAGGACUGCUGCUGUUGCUGCUGCCGAUGCCCAGGUGAGCGCAGCCUGUCUGUUAUCAGCUUCCUGUUCAACAUGGGAAGGUGGAGGAGGGCUGCGCUGAAAUGAUGAUCCCCCAAAUGGAGACACUGCCGGCGGCCUACCAGCUUUUUGUCUGGAUGUCCACCUCUCAUGGACCUGUCGUGCUCUAUCUCUUUUUGCCGCACCUGACACUCUACCUCCUUCUCACACUCAUCCUCUCUCUCUCACUCUCUUCCUCAGAUUAAGGAGGCUGCCGAUAUAAUUCAGAAGCUGCAUCUAAUUGCCCAAGAGCUGCCAUUCGACAGGUGAGUCAGGCAUCCUGGAGGCAGCUUUAGACAAGAGCAUGUCAAACAAGGGAAAGGUAGAGUAUUAGUGAUGUAGACGGUUAGUCACAGUGUAAGCCCAAUGCAAGACUAUUGGGUUAGAUAGUGUUUCCAAAAAGUAAAGACACGUUUAUAUUUCAAAUAUAUUUCAUAAUAUCUUUUUAAAUUUUCUGCCUGAAGAUUAACAGUUUUUGUUUUCUGACAGAUUCGCAGAUGUCAAGGCAAAAAUUGCAAGUAAGUUAAUGGAAUAAAGCAUAGUAUCUACUUUUAAACAGGCCUCAUUGUUAUUGUGAUAGAUCAGGAAUCAGUCACAAAUGAUACAUGAAGUUUUAUUUCUCCUUACAGGUAAGUACCAUGAUCUGGAGAGGCAGCUAAUCCAGGAGUUUACUGCUGCUCAGCGCAGGGGUGAGAUCGGACGCAUGCGCGAGGUGGCAGCGGUGCUUUUACAUUUCAAGGUAACCUGAUCACAGGGCUUGUCAUUGUCACCAUAUUCAGUUUUAAAUGCAAGCUCCAUGUCUGUGAAGUUCUUCUGUGUCUUUAAAGCUGCACUGUAGUGACACAGUCUCUCUAACUCUCAACCUGGGUCUUUUUUAAAGGGCUAUGCACACUGUGUGGACGUCUACAUCAAGCAGUGUCAGGAAGUGAGUGUUCAAAGUUUGAAUUACUCUUAUUUUGUAGAUAACAUUCACAGCAUCCCUGUUAACCCUUCAUAUGUCUUUCCUAUAGGGGGCCUACAUGAGGAAUGAUGUGUUUGAGGACACUGCAGUUCUCUGUCAAAGGGUCAACAAGCAGGUCGGAGACAUCUUCAGCAGCCCAGAGACUGUUAUGGCCAAACUCAUCCAGAACAUCUUUGAAAACAAACUACAGGUAUCAAAAUUCCCUCUCAUGCGCUUAAUUAAGAUUUCUUUAUCGUUCCUUUAAUAACUGAAACAUUCAUGUCUGCAGGCCCACGUCAAAGAAAAACUGGAUGAGACUCGACACACAGAUGUGGAACAGUAUCUCAAAAACCUCUAUGACCUGUACACCAGGUAUUCACUCGUUUUUUUUAUCCCAGUCUAAAUUCACCUUCAUGCUAUUGUUUUGACACAUUUAUUUAUUUUUUCUGAUUUUCUAGGACCACAUCAUUAGCCACUAAACUGACAGAGUUCAAUCUGGGCUCAGACAAGCACACUUUCCUGUCCAAGCUGAUAAAGAGCAUCUUCUCCUCGUACCUUGAAAGCUACAUUGACAUGGAGAGGGAAUACCUCCGCACUAGAGGUGCAAUGAUUCUGCAACGCUACUAUGACUCCAAGAAUCACCAGAAACGACCGAUUGGCACUGGCAGGUCAGUAGAGGAGCUGAAGAAUGAGAAUGUAUGAUGCAGAGGGAUGAGGUUUUAUUUUUUAUUUUUUUUACAAGCUUGCUGUGUUUUUCAACAGUAUCCAAGAGCUGAAGGAACGGAUCAGACAGCGCACCAACCUGCCUCUUGGACCCAUGAUUGAAACUCAUGGAGAGACCUUUCUGUCCCCAGAGCUCGUAGUCAACCUUCUGCAGGAGACGCGACACGCCUUUGAAAGAUGCAACAGGGUGAGACAACUAAAAAAGAGUUUUUUAGAGAGCUUUUUUAAAAGCUUUUUGAGUUUUAAGGGGUUAACUCUCUUUGUUUGCUGUGACUCAGCUUUCAGAUCCCUCAGACCUUCCCAAGAAUGCCUUCUCUAUCUUCCUGCUGCUGGUUGACCAUCUCUGUGUGGAUCACAUCGACUAUGCACUAGAGAUCGGCCUCUCAGGUACAUCUCAGAAAGAAAAAAUCUUGAUUUAUGUCAGAAUCACAAAUUGUCAAAUCCCACAAAUUUAAAUAGAUCUGGAAAGUCCAUAAAUAGAUGUUUCUAACACUUCACCAUCAGCCUGUUUAUGCACAGCAAACCAGCUGCUGGAAUUGUUUAACAUCCACCUACUUCUGUAGUACACAGUUACAGCAAGAAAUGUGUCAACCCUUGCUAACUUAGCAAUGGCACCUCUUCUGUAACCAUAUUUUAAACAUGCAGUGUGCAGAUGUUAAAGGUGACAAAUACACACUCCUUAACACAACCCAUUGUGUAGAGUUGUGCCCUUCAACCUAGAUGCAAGAGUCCAGCUUCUAAGAUACCAGUGAUUCAUACAGCUAGUUUCCGUCUGCAAACAAAGGUCCAUUCUACAAACUGUAGAAACGGUUUGUUGGCUCUCUCAUCGCAGCACAUUACCUUGUUUCCUAUUAACACAAGGGAAAAUGGACUGACAAUGAUUUGAUUCUGUUGAACCUACAUAACAUCUAGUAUUUGUCUAAACAUGUAUUGGUUAUCAAGGCAAAAAUCUGGCAAACACAAUACAGUCAGGAUAUUUCCUAUGUCAGUGGGUGGACAAGGAUCUCCCCAAAGCAUCAUUGGUUACAACUGACCCGAGAAUACACUAAAUGUUCCCUCUAAAUCAAAGCAGUUCAGUCUCAGGAUUUGGCAUGUCAGCCAAAAAUAUGCAUUCGAUGGUGAAUACUAGGGAUCAAUCAAUAUUGGAGUUUAGUACAGAUUUUUCAUAGUUUAGAGGACUGACAACUGAUACCUGGAACAGUAAAAUUAAAAAACUUUAGAUUUUGGUAUAAGACAAACUUCAAUACUAAAAUUUGCUUUAGCAAUGGUCCAGUCAAAAGUAAAAUGUCAACAUCACAUACAGGAAUAAACAGUCAGCCAGUUCAUCUUGUUCACCUCUUUCUAGCUGAGAGCUGGUAAAACUCAGGUGUGCAGCAGGCAGAGGAGGGGGCAGGGUUGUUUUCUAAGACCACUUUGAUAUUUUAUAUGAAGUAUAAAGCUGUGCCAUAGUGGGGUCUUUUACAUUCUGCUCUGCAUUUGUUUGAGUGAUGACAUGUAAUUUCCAGGAGCUACAGUGGAAUGAAACAUACAUACUGUUAUUAAAGAAAUUAAACUACUGUGUCCAAACUGGAAUUAUAUUCUCUUGACUGUCUGAUACUGGAGCAGAAUCACAGAGGACAACAGUGGCUCUUUGUCCUAUAUGAAUCAUUGAGACGUACACUUUCCCCGGUCUUUGGAUUUAUUGUCUGUACUCAUCCUCUUUUUCUUUGAUCUGCAGCGAUUCCCUCAUCAGACGCCAAGAAUGCCAAUCUGUACUUCCUGGAUGUGGUUCAACAGGCCAACUCCAUCUUCCACUUGUUUGACAAGCAGUUUAAUGACCAGCUCAUGCCUCUUAUCAGGUCAGCUUAGGGUCAAAGCUUAGAAUCACUUGUACUCCACAGUAUUCAGCCAUUAUGCUUGUACUGCCUCUUAUCUGCACAAAGUUUUUAGAUGAAAGGGAAAGCCCAGAUUUGACCUCCUCUAAAAUGUGUGUCUCUAUAGCUCAUCUCCAAAGUUGGCUGAGUGCCUGCAUAAGAAGAAGGAGGUGAUUGAACAGAUGGAAGUGAAACUGGACACAGGGAUUGACAGGUCAGUAUGCUUAGGAGACCACCAACCACUCUCAGAUGUCUAAUAUAAUCUUAACAAUGACACGUCCAAUGACUGUUUUCCUGCUUCAUGCAGAACAAUAAACUGCAUGGUGGGACAGAUGAAGUACAUUCUAGCAACAGAGCAGAAGAAGACUGACUUCAGGCCUGAGGACGAAAACAACGUCAUGAUCCAGUAUACUACAGUAAGAGGCGCACAAUCUCAGUCUCUCCCUCUGAGCUUACACGCAAAGAAAAACAAACUUAGAAGUGAAACAUACAAAUCACUGACCUCUGUCUGGUGCUGUAAGAAAACAAACCUGGAAGUUUAGGGUUGUCGAGUCUCCGUCAGCUGUUUCCAUUAGUCUGUUUUCAUUGUCUUAUUUGUGUCUGUCCCUCUGACAGGCUUGCUCCAAGGUAUGCGCCUAUGUCAGUCGGCAGGUGGAGCAUGUGCGAAAGUCUAUGGACGGAAAAAACGUGGAUACAGUGCUGACGGAAUUGGGCGUCCGCUUCCAUCGGCUCAUUCACGAGCACCUGCAGCAGUACAGCUACAGCUCCAUGGGAGGCAUGCUGGCCAUCUGCGACGUGGCUGAAUACCGACGGUGCGCCAAGGACUUCAGGGUGAGCAGGGUGAAGAGGGGGGGUUCAGGAUGUAUAUGUCACAGGACAGAACAUGACUCCUCACAAAAACUGUACAUUCAGUACAAAAAUACCAAAACUAAUGCAUAGAUGCAGAUUGACACAUUAGAUAUGACAUAUGGCAUAAUUAUUAUUAUUUUAUCGUAAUUUGUGAUGGAAAAAACACAUAUAUUUAGUAAAUAACUGUUUGUUUUACACAUUAAAAAAGCUUGUGUGCCUGUCUCCCUUCCAGGUCCCCCUGGUGCUGCAGCUCUUUGACACCCUCCACGCCCUCUGUAACCUCCUAGUUGUCGCCCCUGACAACCUUAAGCAGGUCUGUUCAGGUGAACAGCUCACCAAUCUGGACCGAAACCUGCUGCACGCCUUCGUCCAGCUCAGAGCGGACUACCGUUCAGCCAGACUGGGUCGACACUUCAGUUAAUGACUGAUUUAACCCCUCCUCGCCCUCCGUCCAGUAACCUACUCAUUGAUGAGACGAUGCACCUUGGACAAACCCAUCCCUGCUUCAGAGAACACACCCAGCUUAUAGACUUUACUGGGAUUUCUCUGAUCAUCAUCCUGACAACAACAGCCGCUGCUCCUUGAAUUUGGGAAAUGUGCAUUUAGCCUUUUUUUCAUUGUUUGUUGCUCCCAUGCUGAUGAAAUGUAAAUGUCUAUUGACUUGAGAUUUGUUUUUAGUUACUAAUCUACUGUCAAUCCCCAUGUUAAAGAGUUCAGAUAUAUUAUAAGUAAAUGGACACCAAUCUCUGUGCUUAUGUAUAAAAGAAGCUUUUUUUGAUUGUGCCAAAUAUCUAAAUUCUGCAGCUGCACAUGUGCAAGGGAGUAGACUUUAGGGCUGUUCUAAAGGGAGACUUUGAACAAUCACCGUAAAGUCCGACAUCAGAACUGCUACCAUUUGUAAUGAACUGCAGGGGUUUUGACAGAAAAGGCCCACAGAUAAGAGCCCUGUCUGCUUAAGAGAGACACAUGACCACCUCUGUAACCUUUGACCCCACCACAAAGUAGAUGUCAAGAGGCCAUUGAGGAGAAGUGUGAUGGGGGCUACGGACAGGUCUGAGAAUCUCUGGAGGUUUGGGUGGUCCCCUUUUAGGCUCAGAUGUCAGUGUGAUGGGUCAGUGAACGUGUGUCACUGUAAUUGCACAGAUCAACACUUGCGCAUCCAGCGGUGCACACAGUCCAAAGACAUUCUAGACUGGAUCUGCAGUGUUUCUGGGUCAGAGGAUGUUGAUGUCUAGCUGGUUAAUGAAAUAAACAAGAGAGGAGGAUUUCUUCUCAGAGGGCACUAAAAGAGAAGACAGAUCAUGUCCCUGAUGCCUGAAAACGAUCUCCUGCGCAAAGCUGCUCCCACUGUACUGCUGUUUACCUUAAUUUGUGACUCAUUAAAAAUAUGUUGCAUUUUA
This is a messenger RNA of Xyrichtys novacula (pearly razorfish), 9778 nucleotides long. The record is from the annotation of a GenBank genome assembly. Lineage: Eukaryota; Metazoa; Chordata; Actinopteri; Labriformes; Labridae.